AUGCCUUCUUAUAAGAGUUUGGUCGACAAGCAACGUACCUAUUUUAAAUCGGGUGCCACGCGAUCGCUCGAGAAAAGAAAGCAUGCUCUCAACCAGCUAAAGGCAAUGAUUGAAGAGGAUGGAGAAGAGCUGGCGAAUGCGAUUUUUCAAGAUUUACAUAGGGAUGGCCAUAUGGAGGUGGGAAUGACAGCUCGAGCCAUCGAUGAAUGUCUGCAAAAGCUCGAGGAAUGGAGUGCUCCGACGAAGUUGCCCUCUGGUGGCCUACUUGAUCCAAACAGUGACCAACUGUACAUUGUGAGAGAGCCAGUUGGAGUCGUGUUGAUCAUUUCUCCGUGGAAUUUCCCUCUUAUCACUUCGGUUCCCCUUGUUCAAGCGUUGGCUGCCGGAAACACCGUAAUUCUGAAGCCCUCCGAGUUGGCGCAGCACACAGCCGAAGCUUUCGAGCGAGUAGUAAAGAAACGUUUUAAUGAGGAGCUGUUCGCGGUGGUGAACGGCGCCGUGCAAGAGACGACUGAUUUGUUGAGUGAGCGCUUCGAUCACAUCGUUUACACUGGAAACCCAGCGGUGGCAAAGGUGAUCAUGUCGGCUGCGGCAAAGCAUUUGACCCCGGUCACCCUGGAGCUUGGCGGGAAAAACCCAACAGUCAUUCUUGACGAUGCCGAUGUCGAGUUGGCAGCCGAGAAAAUCGUUGGAGCGAAAAUGAUGAAUUGUGGCCAGAUUUGCAUAAAUCCUGACUAUGUGUUAACCACAUCAAACACCAAACCGAAGCUGAUCUCGGCGAUUCGCGAAGCUUUCGAGAAACAGGGAGAGCUGAGAGACAACGCCGCUUUCGCUCGAAUCAUCAAUGAGAGACAUUUUGACCGUUUAAAAGCUUUGGCUUCAAAGACCAAUGGGAAAUUGGCAUGGAAAGCUGAUGGAGAAGAGGAUCGGAUUGGGAAAUUUUUGCCUCCAAGUGUUUACGAGAUUGAAGCCGAUGAUGAACUGAUGAAAGAUGAGAUCUUCGGCCCAAUCCUCCCAAUCAUCACUGUUGAUGGAAUUGAUCAGGCGCUUCAUUUCAUUCAGGAAAGAGAAAAGCCACUUGCUGCAUACAUUUUCUCGAAAUGCCCCGAGGCGACGAGAAGAUUCAUCACUGAAACGUGGUCGGGCGGUGUCUGUGUGAACGACUUGCAGACUCAUGCAUUCGUCUCAAAUGUGCCUUUUGGUGGAGUGGGCAAUUCGGGAGUGGGAAGGAUCAACGGAAAAUACUCGUUUGACAAUUUCACCCACGAGAAAACGGUGCUCAUUCGCGGUGGAGUGGGCAAAGAAAUCCCGUUGAACAAACUU
Molecule: messenger RNA, 1323 nt
Organism: Mesorhabditis belari
Lineage: Eukaryota; Metazoa; Nematoda; Chromadorea; Rhabditida; Rhabditidae
Source: the annotation of a GenBank genome assembly